Messenger RNA from Anopheles moucheti, 1417 nucleotides. RefSeq lists its product as uncharacterized. Bases 113 to 457 code for a protein of 114 amino acids. The transcript has 4 exons. NCBI's taxonomy places the organism in Eukaryota, Metazoa, Arthropoda, Insecta, Diptera, Culicidae. The record is from RefSeq and is a predicted model, not a curated record.
CAUUUGGCUUGGCAACAAAAGCAGACAAACAACCAAUUUAGUUCUAUUCAUAGUUAUUCAAACAUAGUGCAUAGUUAUUCAAACCGAUAGUGCCAUCGUUUCGUCCACCAAUAUGUCUAGUUGGAUAGCAGUGAUAACAACAGCGUUUGCUGCAAUUUCAUUCAUUUGCACGGUCGUAAGACACAUGCGCAAUUCUCCACAACAACUACAAUUACCUACCAGGGCAGCUGCAGGACGAUCCUCUAAUUCAAAUGAAAGCAACCUCGUACUGUGCGAAACGUGUCAAAUACCACAGAUGGGAGAUGCAUCAUCCUGGACACAGCUAGACUGUGGUCAUUGGUACCACAAGAACUGUUUGAGCCUAUUUGCUUCCCAAAAUUGUUUAACCUGUCAGCUAAGAGAAGAGGAAAACAUUGCAGCAAGAAGAAAGGAUGCUGGUGGUAGUAAAACCGAUUGAGACUCGCUCAAGGUUACACUGUUUGCAUGGCGCAUAUCGGAAAAAGGAAAUCGCCCCGCUGUCUCUAUGGUACCUUCUGAUGUUUAUCAACCUGUUCUGGAAAUGUUUUAGUACUUCCGGUUGUUCCUUCUUUCAUUUAACUGUUUUCAUUUUGCCGUCAUGUUAUGUGUCACCACUCAUUUAGUAGAUUCCUUGUAGUCGUGCCUCCUCAUCUCCCCAUGUAUGUAAACUUUUCACCGUACACUUAUUUUGAGCUUGGCCGCCUUAGCUUCUUCUUUAUCGGCACAACAAUCUCAAGAGAUGUAGGCUUUUCGUUUCUGUUUUUCUGUGACUUAAUUCACGCGUAGCUGGAUAGUCAGUCCUGCGUAGCAACCUGUAGCUUCUAUUCGUACAAAAUUCCAGGCCUCCUUUGUGGCUAGCCUGCUUCUUGGUGCGACUGAUUCAAUUGCUCUCCUAUCGUUUGUAUGUAUUCAUGUUGUUUUUCGUAACCUUUCCAGAUGUUUUAGGUUCAUUUUAUUUUAAAUGUCUGCCUUUUUGCUUUUCGCUCUUCGAUCCCACCUUCUAUUUCCUCUUAACUGUUCACAUUUUUAUUGUUUCUAUGCUUCACUCCCUUUGCUACUAUUAUUUUCUGCUAUAACGCGAUCGUUCUUAUCUCGUCGUUGUCAGUUUAGCUAUACAUUGUAACCCUUGUAAUAUACAGUGAGCCUAAAUUAAAUGAAAAGAAUGAUUCCAGUUCAACAGUUCAUACGUUGUUAAAAACUUGUUGGCUCUCUUUUUUUCUCUGUGUUGGCUCAACAACUAGGUACAGGAUUGUUAAGACAUGGGACUAUUAAAUUUACUGUUGAUUUAAGCUUGUACUAAGACCUUAGAUGGCGUAGAGAUUUAUUUCAGUAAAAACAGGUGCGAAGAGUUUCUUUUUUUUAGUUAUAAAAAUAACUAGAAAUCGAAACGGAGCCUAAG